Molecule: messenger RNA, 6416 nt
Organism: Caenorhabditis auriculariae
Lineage: Eukaryota; Metazoa; Nematoda; Chromadorea; Rhabditida; Rhabditidae
Source: the annotation of a GenBank genome assembly
AUGUACCAGCCCAGCGAUAGGAGAACCUUCGACCACGCCCCCGCGUGGGCGAAGGUUCCUCAGUUGGUGGGUUGCUGGUUCCGCGUGUCCCCUCUGUCUUUCCUCGACUCCUGCCUGCCUGUAUUUCCCUGUGUCAAGCAGCUGACAUCCCAAACAGGAAGGUCCAAUACGCCAACCUUUAGAAUUGUAUCUGGAGGGAGUCUCUAGACUCUAAAGGCGGACUUUUGGAAUAUAGCCCAUUCCGCGCCAAAUCCUCACGUUUUUCUUCCCGCCAAAAAUACCGUAUACCAAAUUCGCUUCUUCGCUUAGAGACCUUUGUUUUUUAUUUUUUGUAGAGACGAAUUGCAAAAAAAGGCUUUUUUUUGGGUAGCCAUUUUUUCUGCUGUUUUUUAAAAACGGGAAAAUCUGGCGCGGAAUGGGCUAUAGAAAAAUGAAAAAUUAAAGCUGAGCAGUUUUUUUUUGGCUGGAAAUUCCUAAAAAUCAGCAAAAAUGUUUCUAGAAGUUGUUCUAUCCGGAGUUUGAAAUUACAUUUUUCAAUAUUUACAUGAUAUAUUGAGCAUAUAACUCUUUUUAAAAACUCUUCGAGAAGCUCAAAACUCUUGAAAUAUUGAAAAGCCGGUCCAAAUUUGUGAAAAAAUAGUUCUAUAAUGAAUAUUUUUUUCUUUAUUUUUUUACUCUCUUCUUCAAAUCAACACAAUUUAAUGGCCUUAUUUUUGUUGUUCUCUUCUCAAAUAAGUUGAAAGAUCAAGAAAAGAACAGGUGGCUGAUCCGGCGGGAGGUCAGCCGCCGAUCAAUCCAUCCUUUUUCCUUCUUUUUGGCCCCUUUUCCUGAUUUUUCGUCUGUUUUCACGAAGGAAACUGUUAUUUAAAUCAGAAGAGAAGAAUAUUUCAAUAGUUUCCCUUUUUGAUUGUAAUUUUCAUGCUUUUUCCUUGAAGAAUUAAGGUUUUUUCAACCAUUUUUGCCCAUUUUUCCUUCAAUAAAUUUCCAGGAUCCGUUGGUACAUGUCAAAUCGGUUCAAAAAUGCAACAAUCGCCUGUUUUUUAUUACUUUUGCCGGUUACGGUAGCGAAAAAGGUGGAUUUUGAUGAGGAAAGGGCUCGGGUUGCACUGGAAUUUGCAGGUUUUGCAUUUUUCAUGAAAAAUAUAUUUUUAACCUGAGAAUUUUCUUCAUUUUAUCGUUCAGUGAUUCAUUAUUUGCACUAUUUUGUUCAGAAUUUUUUUUUCUGAUUUUUUUCAGAUUUUUUUUUCAUUCGACUUCUUAAUCAAAAAAGGAAGUUUCCUGUUCAAUUUUGGUCUUUAAUAAUUCCUCAAUUCAAUUUUUAAAAUAAUUUAGACUUUUAAUAGUAUAUUCACAAUAUAAAUCACAAGGAAAUUUUUAAAAAAAUGCAUGAAAAAAAUUUAAAAAAAUAAAAAGUUUUUUUGAACUAAAAUCCAAAAAAACAUUUUCCAGCCACUGCCUACGCCAUUGACCCGGUGCACUGUUUGGUGAAAAAUCGGGCCUUUAUUUUGUACCAAAUUCGACUUCCUUGCGAUUAUAUGAAGGAUGAGGUGACUUUUGGCUUAUUUUCAGGAUUUUAGCUCGAAAAUUGAGUCAUAAAUCAAAUUUUAAAAGUUGAAAAACUGAAAUUUUUGAGCUAGAAAUUGUUAAAGUAAGGUUUUUGGCUCAGGUAAUCAGUUUUUACUUGAUUUUUCCACUAAAAGUUGUUUCCGGUUCUUCAUAAAAAUGUCUUUUCAGUGCUGGGGCCUCAUUGCUCUAACGAAAAAACAGAUAAUCGUCUCUUUUCGAGGCACAAAAUCCAAGGAGCAACUGGUGACCGAACUUGUGGAAAGCAUUGGGAAACCGAAGCAUAGGGUUUGUUUUGGCGGGAAAAUUGAGUAAAGAUGGAUUUUAUACUACUGAAAAUGGAGUUGAAUGUUGAAUAAAUGUUAAGAUUCAAUGGAGAACAUUUUACACUACUUGUAAGCUGAAUUUAGGCAUAUAAAUCAAUAAUUUUGGAGUUUUCGUAAUAUUCCUAAUGAGUUAAUGAGGAAAAUUCGAAGCUUUGAGAGUUUCCGCUUGAUUGAAACUGAUUUUUAUGAAGAUUUGAGGCGGAAAAACGCUUUUUUCAUUAGAAGAAAAAAUAUAGCUGAUUCACGUCCAACUUGGGACGCUAAGGGGGCGUGUCCUGCCUGCGCUCUCCACGAGCCAGGCGCUAUCUCGUGCAUUAUCGUGUCAGGACCCCUCUUUCCGAUGGCUUCAGCCGUGAAUCAACUAUAGCUAGCCGUUCAACCAUGAAUCAGUAACUUUGUUGCUUUAUUAAUAUGUUUUGUAUAAUGCGUAUAAUGCGACCACUUUUUGUACAUUUAUUUUUGUCCCGCUCUUUCGAGGGGAUUCCAAAAAUUGGGCAAUACUCAUAAUGUUGCCCCUUUGCACGGAAAUCUUUAGUAAAAGGCGAAAGAUUUUCUCGGUCAAAUGCAAAGGAACCAGAGUUGAUACUGAAGGGAGAAUGGGGAGAGACGCGGUGUUUGGCUGCCCCCGACUCGCAGCGGCUUACGCCGAGUGAUAUGGGCUAGUCUAGGAUGUGGAAAAAAUGAUCGAAAACGGCUUUGAAGCGUUUUUCUUGGGGAAAAACUUCUAGAGGCUCCCUUUCAUGAUAAAAAAGUUGAUGAAGCUUAUGAUAUAUGCUUUUCAAACAUUUUCUUUUUUCAUAAGUCAAUAAAAAAUAGUUUCGUACUGGAAUUGUACCGAUAAAAACUCAUUUCAAAAGUCAACUUUUUCCAGAUCCAUGCUGGCGGCUCGGUUCACUAUUAUUUCUACUCUGCUUUAAGGGCGAUUUGGCCUCAAAUGAGCCAUCUACUCCAUUUUUGGAUCAAUGUUUGCUGAUUUUAUUAUUUAUCCAGUUGUAAUAUCAAGAAAAAUAUGAAUUUCUGAAUUUUAAAGGGAAUUCAGGAACGCCAGAGUGGCCCCUAUAGUGGCCACUUUAGGAGUUCUUUGAAGGCUCCCCUCUAGUGACCACUCUACCUCUCCAGUGGAGCUUGAAAAAGUGAUCCCUUUAGGGGUUGCUAGGCCCAAACCCCUAUAGAGAUCACUCUAGCGUUCAUAAGGAAAAUUUGAUAAAAAUAAAGGAUAAAUAAUCAUUUUUAUUGGUUUUGCGCUGAAAAAAAAAGCAAAAAUAUGAGGUUUUCAAUUUUUAUUCAAAAUUUUGGUCUAUUCCACUUUUUUCCCCGAUAUUACUAACAAAGUUUCGAUAAGAGAGUAUUAUUAUGCAUUAGAAACGUAUUUCACUCGAAUUUUUAAUCUCUAAAAAAAAUGGCAAAAAUUUCGCUUCCUGAAGAGGAAUUGAAACCGCAUCGCUUACUUGAAAGACAUUUAUGCUAACCACUUCACCACACAAUAAUAAAAAUGGAGAAUUUGUGCCGCUUUCUCCCCCUCAUGUGAUAAGCAAGCAUAGGCGCUGAUAACUCCGAAUCUGGCGCCAGGAACCGCAUCAGCGUUCGUGGUGUAAUGGUCAGCAUGGAUGCCUUCCAAGCAUUCGACGGGGGUUCGAUUCCCCCCGAACGCAGAAUUUUUUUUGCCAUUUUUCUAGCCAUCUAAAAUGAUGAUUUAUGAUAAUUUUCCUAACUAUUUUAGUUUAUAAUAAGUGAAAAAAUUAUUUAAAAGUGUGUAAAGGUAAUUUUCAGAUGCUACCACAUAAGGAAAUUAUUUUCACUGGCCAUUCGUUGGGCGGCGCUUUGGCGAGCUUGGCGUCGACCAUUUUUGUUCACAAGUUUCCGGAAAUUUCUAACAGGUUGGAGAAUAAAUUUAACUCUAGUUAUUUAUUCAGAACUCAUUUGAUCACCUUUGGUCAGCCAAGAGUUGGGAAUUUCGAAUACGCCCAAACUCACGAUCGAUUGAUCCCGAGCAGUUGGAGAUUGGUCCAUGGCGCUGAUAUUGUGAGUUAGAGAAAGUUGAAAGCCUCUGGUCGCACUUGGAAUGGCUCACGACGCGCCAUACCCAAAACGGCCUGCGCCUGGGACAUUUGAAAAAGUUGAAAGUUAAAAUGGCUCCGAUCCAUUCCAAAUGCGUCCAGGGUGAUCUUAUAAGGUCGUGAAUAUAGUUGGGAAAGUCCUGGGUUAAAAUGACUUGAAAUUCUUUGGAUCAGCUUUUUCGACCUGGGUAAGUGCGCUCCAGCGAACUAAUGGCUCUUAUUUACUGGAAAUGCCUUUUUCUUGGCUCUUAGAUCGAUUUAGGGGAAAAAAAAACCUUUUUUUUUGAAGUUGGUUAUUUGAAGAUCAGCAAAUGCGCUCCAAUCAUCUAGGGUUUUGAUUGGCCGGUCCCGCCCACUUUUUCCGAUUUUUUAAACACGUUUAUUGGCCGACUUGUCAAUAGCUGGCUUUUUUAUACUUAACAUGUGCGCUCCAGCGAAAUAUCGCUGCAAAAUACCAACCGUGACCCUUUGAGGCAUUCCAAAUGCGACCAAAGUGUUGCUUGAAAGGACCCGCCUCUUUUUUUGAAAUGAACUUGUAAGUGGCCUGGAUUUCCAGGUCCCACACGUACCAAUGUGCGUGGAGAGCGUCAAAAGGCCCAUUUCUUGCAUUCCGUUCUACAACCACGGCUCCUAUCAUCACGGAACCGAGAUUUGGUUCCCGAAUGAGAUGUCCGACACGGACGAGUACAGGAUAUGCACCGGAGAUCCGGUUAAUGAAGACAAUUCUUGCAGGUAAUAUUGAGAAAAAUGAGAAAAAACGAUUAGUUUGGUAAAGGCAGGCUUGAGCCGCUGGAAAGCGGGUCUUGACACGAUCUGAAAAAAAUAGUGUUUUCUUGGUGGAGAGCCCAGACAGGCCACGCCCCUUUUGCGUCCUUAGGUAGCCGUGAAUCGACUAUAAAUUCAUUAAGAUUCUUUUUUUAUUAUUUAAUAAAAAAAUUCAAGCUUCCUUUUAUAAUAUAGCUGUUGAAAAAUCGCAAAAAACAGACGUUUUUUUCGGAAUUUUUUUGAUAUGAAUUUGCAGAUAAAGUUUCAAUUUUUUUCUUUAUUUCGAUAGAUUUACCUUUUUUUCAAGGUUGAUUAGCAUUUCAAUCAAUUAAUAAACAGUCCAGUUAAGUUUUCAACUCGAAAAAGUCGAUUAAAAACUGAAAAUUUUCACAGGAAACCUCAUGUUUUUCGGAAAAUCACCCAUAUGAAACUUUAUCGAAAUUAUCAUUUUAGUCAUGAAAUGCGGCCCCAACAAUUUUUUUGAGCCAAAAAAAUUCUUCAAAAACACCUUUUUAAACAUCUUUUCAACUGUAUAUGAUGUGUCAUGCCACUCGGCGUAAGCCGCCCCGAGUCGGGAGCACCCAAACACGGGGUCUCCACUUAUUGAGCACUCGAUAUCAACUCUGGUUCCUUUGCAUUUGACCGAGAAAAUCUUUCGCCUUUUACUAAAGAUUUCCGUGCAAAGGGGCAACUUUAUGAGUAUUGCCCAAUUUUUGGAAUCCCCUCGAGAGAGCGGGACAAAGUUGAUUUUUCGAAUAAAGAAACAUUGAAAUUUGAAAGAAACGACGAAAAAAGGGAAAAUCCGGAAGAUGGCGAAGCCUGUUGUCCAUAGAGCAACUUUACUGCAAAACCCCCUUUUUGGCGGGAACUCAAACCUUCGUCUCUUCCUCUUUAAAUGAUUUUUUUUCUUUAAAAAAAUUUCUUUUUCUUUAAAUUUUUUUUCUUUUAAAGGAACUUCUGUCCGUUUCCAAGUUCACCGUCUCGAUUCGCAAUGAAAAAGCUUUACAAAGUACUCCUUUUGAACUGAAAGGUUAUUAAAAAUAAAGCAGAAUUCCGAAAUUAACUGCAUUUCUGAAUUGAGAAAGGCUUGAAAAAUUGAUCAGGAUGAUUUCGAAAUUGAAAAAUGUGACUUUUUUCAACAAAUAACAUUUUUAGCCGUCUAUUAGGAAAAUAACGAACAGAAAAAGCUUCUAAAUCGACUAAAAAGUGGAAUUUUCAUGAAAAAUGACUUUUCUUCAUCUUGAAUUUGUUUUUCGAAUUCAAAUCAGCCGUGAAUCAUCCAGGAAAUUCUACGUUUCGCAAACUUCAUUUAUGACAAUUCAUUAAACGUUUUCUGAUUUUGAAAAAAACAUCAUGAAGAUAAAAAAAUCCUUAAAUUUCUGGAGUUAUGAAAAUGUUUUCUUACAAGAAAGUGUUCGCAUUUUGAUAGAGUCGUUAUAAAUUUUAUUAAAAAAAUGGAAAUAUAGAAAAUUGGGACUCCUAGUAGAAGAUACUUGAGAUGCUGGGAUUCCAGAACUGUUCGUUCUUUAAAGACUUCGUUUCCAGCAACUCCCACCGGGCUUUCGACAUCUUCGACCAUCUUUUCUACUUCGGACACCACGUCAGCGAUUACGGUAACAAUGGCUGCAUCGAGCCGGAAUCCCCCCGAAACUAUACGAGAAAACGAACCAAACUGUGGUCUAACUAUUAUAAAAUUCUAUACUAA